Ilex paraguariensis (yerba mate) is the source of this 267-nucleotide messenger RNA. The record is from the annotation of a GenBank genome assembly. NCBI's taxonomy places the organism in Eukaryota, Viridiplantae, Streptophyta, Magnoliopsida, Aquifoliales, Aquifoliaceae.
AUGGCUCAAGCAAGGAAACUCUUGAGCAUACAGAAAGAUCAAGAGGUACCUAGUGCCGACGGCAGUUUGGUUUUGGUCCAGAAUGUCCUUCCAAAAGGCAGUCCUCCUCCUCCACCGUCUUCCCCACUUGUUGAAGGUCAUGCAGUAGCCAUUAAUGGAAGGCUCUUUACUGUCGAGGUUGCGCGUGCUGAUCGGUUUUUGGAGUCGGUCCCUAGUCCUUCAAUUGGCCAUUAAACUCAUACAUAUUACUGCAUUGGCUUCGUGUGG